AUGUCGUCGUUCAAACAACACAUGCCGCUGGCCAAGUACUCGCUUCGCGUGUGCCUGGUGUUUCUGUCGUGGGUGCCCGUGGCGUGGGUGGUAUCGGAGCGCGUGGCGUCGGUGGGAAAGAUCGAGGGUAUGUCGAUGAAACCGACUUUCAAUCCGCCAGAAUCCCCCCACACUAGGAACCAUGUGCUAUUAUGGAAGUGGGGGGUUACCAAUAUCCAUAAUUUACAAGUGGACGACGUGGUGUUCCUGCGCUCGCCAAUCGACCCGGAGAAAGUGUACACAAAGCGCAUCAAGGCCAAACAAGGCGACCUGGUGGUGCCGCGGUACCCGGAAACGCGGUCCAAAGUGCUCGUGCCGGUCAACCACGUUUGGGUGGAGGGAGAUAACAUCCACUCGAUAGAUUCCAACACGUACGGGCCAAUUAGUACCGGAUUAAUUAUCGGAAAAGCCAAAUACCUGAUCUGGCCGUUGGACAGGUUCGGGCCCAUCCCGCACGGCGGCCGCGAGUGUCGCGAGGCCCUGCUACGCAACAGCUACAAGGAGAACUGA
This is a messenger RNA of Ogataea philodendri, 549 nucleotides long. RefSeq lists its product as uncharacterized. NCBI's taxonomy places the organism in Eukaryota, Fungi, Ascomycota, Pichiomycetes, Pichiales, Pichiaceae. The transcript has a single exon. Gene Ontology annotation, molecular function: serine-type endopeptidase activity. Bases 1 to 549 code for a protein of 182 amino acids. The record is from RefSeq and is a predicted model, not a curated record. Gene Ontology annotation, biological process: mitochondrial respiratory chain complex assembly. Gene Ontology annotation, cellular component: mitochondrial inner membrane peptidase complex.